Emiliania huxleyi CCMP1516 is the source of this 524-nucleotide messenger RNA. RefSeq lists its product as hypothetical. NCBI's taxonomy places the organism in Eukaryota, Haptophyta, Isochrysidales, Noelaerhabdaceae. The annotation marks the transcript as partial. The record is from RefSeq and is a predicted model, not a curated record. The transcript is spliced from 3 exons.
CCCCGGCGCCAAGUACACGGCGAUAGCACAAUGGGCUCAUUGCCAACGGCGCAAAACGGGGCACGAACCCACGCUGUGGCUGGACAAGGCCUGCAUUGACCAGACCAACAUUGACCAAUCGCUCACGUGCCUGCCAAUCUUUCUCGCCGGCUGCCAAAAGCUGCUCGUUGUGGCGGGGCCGACCUUCUGCCGCCGCCUCUGGUGUUUGCUCGAGAUCUUCACGUUCCUCCGCAUGGGGGGCUCCGUCGAGCGGAUCGAGGUCCUAUUCAUUGCCGACCCGCUCAAGGAUCCAGCCCAAGCGCAGGCGGAGCUCACGGCAACGUUUGAGAACUUCGACGCGGCCAAGGCAGAGUGCUUCUUACCCAAGGACCGCGAGCGGCUUCUGGCGGUGAUCGAAGCGGGCUUUGGGGACGUUCGUGAAUUCAACAAGAUCGUGCGCCGAAUCUUCGCGGGGCGCCAAACCAGUCAGGCAGUAUAAGAGCAGCAUGUCCUCAAGCCGUCCAGCUUCAUGUUAGUACGGGCGG